Messenger RNA from Arabidopsis thaliana (thale cress), 2848 nucleotides. RefSeq names its product Putative endonuclease or glycosyl hydrolase. Gene Ontology annotation, molecular function: RNA nuclease activity. The record is from RefSeq and is marked reviewed. Lineage: Eukaryota; Viridiplantae; Streptophyta; Magnoliopsida; Brassicales; Brassicaceae. Gene Ontology annotation, biological process: regulation of gene expression. The transcript has 3 exons. Gene Ontology annotation, cellular component: peroxisome. Bases 147 to 2672 code for a protein of 841 amino acids.
AAGGGGUUUUAGUCAGGCGCACGCUGUUCUUCAUCUUCCUCCUCAAACUCCUAAAAAUGCUAAAACCCACAGCUCUAUGAAAUCAUUUCCGCCAUUACAAUCACGCAUGAAACAUCUCCUUGCUCUACUCAUUCCUUGAGAUAAUCAUGCAAUUCGGAUCUUCCAAAACCCUCUUCUUCCGCGUCGCCGGUUUCUCUUCCACCUCCGUCUUCAAGCCGCGUCGCGCGAUCUCUGUUCCGGUCGGAAAUUUUUCUUCUUCUAGCUCGAUUUCCGCUCACUACACUUCUUUGAAGCGUUCUCAAUACGAGGAAGAUUCACGGAGUGUUAGGGUCCCUGUAUGGUGGGAUUUUGAGAACUGCCAUUUGCCGUCGGGUGCAAAUGUCUUCAAAUUGGCUCAAACCAUCACAUCCGCCGUUAGAAUCUGUGGAAUCAAAGGACCCAUCACCAUCACUGCCUACGGAGACAUGAUCCAGCUCUCCAGAACUAACCAAGAAGCUCUCUUCGCUACUGGAAUCAAUCUCACCCAUGUCCCUCAAGGUGGGAAGAACAGUACGGAUAGAUCUUUGAUAACAGAAAUAAUGUGUUGGGUUUCACAGAAUCCACCUCCAGCUCAUCUCUUCCUUAUCUCUAGUGAUAGCGAUUUCGCGAAUGUGCUACAUAGAUUGAGGAUGAGGAAUUACAACAUUUUGCUCGCGUGCUACGAAGAAACGACGCUUGGUGUAUUGUGCAGUGCUGCUUCGAUUAUGUGGGAUUGGGAUGCUUUAGUUAGAGGGCAAAAUCCAACUGCUAAACAUUUUAAUCAGCCACCUGAUGGUCCUUAUCAUUCUUGGUAUGGUCACUAUACAACUCCUCUUCUUGACCCAUUUGCCACAUCUACCAAUAAUAAGCAGAUAUCUUCUACUAGUGUCAAAACCGUAGAGUUGCUCGAAUUGGGUUCUUCUAAGUCUCGUCGUCCUAUUCCGAAUAAAGUUGUUAAGCAGAUUGGUUUGAUAUUGAGGUGGUAUCCUAAGGGAGCAGCCAUUACAGAACUCCGUGAGCAGCUGCGAAAGAGGAAAGUACUGUUAGAUAGAGACUUUUACGGAUAUAAGAGUUUUUCGAGGUUUCUGUUAUCUAUGCGGAAUAUCUUACAGGUUGUUCCUCUGGGAGAUGGUAUGUUUUCUAUUCAUGCUGUUACCCAGGGAAUGGAUAAUAAAGCCUUAUUGCCAAAAGUAAGUUGCGAGAAUCAUGCAGUUGUUAGUGUGGAAAAGAUGUGUCAGAAUAUGAAACAGAAUGAUAAAGAUGUCAAAGAGGAAUCUCAUCAAUUACAAGAGAGUUCUCAAGAGUUUGUUCAGGUAAUGAAGCUGAUGGAUGUUAAGGCAAAAGAGGAACCAGUUAAAGCAAAUCAGCUAGCUAUAACUGCUGUUGAUGAUGUUUCUUCUUUCGAGGAAAAAGACGGAUUUCUUAAGAAGCUAAAUAGACUAUUGUUUGGUUCACCUGAAAUGGAAUUAGAGCAUCUCCAAGAAAGGAAACAUAUUUCCGGAAAUGGAGUUCUUGGUGAAGGAAAAGUGGUGGAUAAGGACUUAGAAUCUCAAAUUGCAUCUUCUACCUCUAGUGAAUCUGCUGAGGAGGUAAAAGUAGACAAUGCAGUAGGCAACGGGAAAUCUAAGAGUCCAGGGCUUACAUGUCGACUUCUGAAGAGAUUCAAGUUUUCUUGGGGAAGAUAUACAGAGCUUAGCAAUGCAGCAGCAACCGGACCUCAAGUUGAUGACGUUUUUGUUAAAGAUUCUUUUUGGAAUGAUGUUGAAUCUUUCAUUAAUUCUCCAAGAGGCUUCGUCGCUGUUUCUCACUCAAGAUCAAGAGAAACAAUGGCUAAGAAUCUUAAGGAAGAAGGACCUUCAUCACUCAAACCGCUCGAUGUACCAAAAAUGCUUGAUUUAAUAUCUAUGUUAAUAUCAGAGAAGAAAUGGAUCCAAGAGAAUCCUUCGGAUGCUCUACCUUUUAGAGUAACUCGGUUCACUGAGGAAAGCUCUUGUCGUAGCAACCCUCGCACCACGGAUGGAUUGAGAGCGAUAUUUGUGAAUAUGUCAGAAUCGCUGUGUGACGGAGCAAAUGGUGAUAAAAAUUCCACCAACGUUGGUAUGAGCCAGAAACCUAAAGAAAGAUCGAGAAGCAAGGUAAUUGCGGAUUGUCAUAAGCUGAUAAAGAAGAUAACAGAGGAAAACGCUGGAGGUUAUAGCAUAACUAAAUUCAAGAAAGCCUUUUUGGAGAAAUUUGGAUACCGUUUAGAAUAUCGUAAAUUCGGUUUUUCGAAACUGCAGUCUUUGAUAGAAAUGAUGCCCGAGGCUAGGAUUGAAUCAGGGCACAUUGUUACUUCGUCAACCCCGGUUCCAUGUGAAUCUGAUUCAUCAUUCGAAGAUCUCGGUCCAGUUUCCAAAAAGAUUCAUGAGAAUGAGUCAUCUGUUUCAGAGGGAGAAGAUUAUGACUCAGAGAUGGAGGAAAAAGCUUCUUCAAAACAGAGCGGUGGGGAAAGGAAGAAGAAAGAAGAUGAAACAGAGAGUGAUUUACUUCAAAUUCUGGGUUCUUGGGACACUGAUAAGAAGCCUGCAAAAACUUUUGGUGAAGAUAAGCUUGUUGAGGGAAUAUUGAUGAGCUUGAGGAAGAAACCAUCAGGUGACUCUAGGAUUCAAGAUUGAAGAUGUUUAAUUUAACCGGGAAACAAACAACGGUAGGCUAAAGAUUCCGGUUUAUUAUAUUAGUUUUUGGUGGAGCUUCGGUUUGGCGAUUGGUUCUAUGUAAAAACCGUGGUAAUUGACCAAAACGAUUUUAAAUCGAUUUAGACCGUGAUUAACAAAAUUUAACAAAGAUAAAU